Molecule: messenger RNA, 1545 nt
Organism: Hypoxylon trugodes
Lineage: Eukaryota; Fungi; Ascomycota; Sordariomycetes; Xylariales; Hypoxylaceae
Exons: 4
Coding region: 85-1545 (486 amino acids)
Source: RefSeq, a predicted model, not a curated record
UUUGCUGCAAGUCGUUUCUCCACCCAUGGGAUCAAGCGCUGAGAAUUUGCUGUUAUGUAGAGAUUCCUCAGUCUUUAGACCAUCAUGUCCUGUUAUGAGAUGGACGUACCAGGAAGCAAGUCCGUCGAUAAUCUUGGGCUCCGAUCGAACGUUCACCAUUCAAGUGCGGUCCCCGUCCAUCGGAAACUGCGCGGGAAGCAGGUAGAAGACAGCUGGGUCGUGAUUCGGGAUAUUACGGUGGACGGAACAGUCCAACCAUUGGUCGCGUCUCCUGCCGAGCUCUACCAUGACAGCUGGAGCCAGGCCACCACCUUGACACCGACGCCUUCUCCCCAUUGUCACCAAAGCGUCCUUGACUGGAACCUGGAUCGGAUGCGGACGUACGUGAGGAUGGUGCAAGAGAUCAUCCUUCCAAUAUAUCCCGUCGUCGCCCCCAGGGAGAUGGAUACGAAGGUUGCAACCUUUUUUUGUCAGCUAUCUGCAUCACACACAACGGCGGGACAGAAGAGAAAAAGUACAUCGGUAACGGAUGAACCACAUCCUUUUACUCCUGGUCCCAUGGGUUUCCCAACCGAGGCAAAUGCUCUUGUUCUCCUCGUUCUUUCUCUUGGCCAGUUGUUGUCUUAUAAGGGAGACAUCCCUAAAGAAGAUGAUGAUUACUUUACCCUUGCCAAGGAAACGGGUCACAUCGGUUGCUACUGUUUGGCGCAUACCGAUGCACACAAUAUCCAGCAAGGGCAUCUUACGUACGCCGCAUAUGGCAAAGAAAUAUGUCUUGCCUUCUGGGCAUGCCUGAAACUAGAGAGCGAUAUCACAGGCGGCUCACCCCUACCUCGAUCCGGGCUCUUUGAUUACGCAGCGCAAAUUCCGCACCCAGGAGAAGACUUUCUCAGGGAGAAAGGUUUUCCCGAAAGUUCUGUGCGUUGCUUCUCGGCUCAGCUGGAUCUCGAAAAGUUGGCCAACCGGGCCGCCAUUGUCGAAAGCAGAAGUGUUGCAAUGGAUGACUACUUACAGAAUGUUCAGGGUGUGCUGCAGGACUUCAGAAAUAUUAGUCCAGUGCUUCGAGAUCAUGGAUUGAAACGUGGAGAACCAGAGACACCAUUAGCACACAAUACCACCCGGUACUGGAGCUCGAAGGCUAGCCUUCUUCAGCCGUUUCUCAGGAUUUUCCUCGAAAAGGAAAAUCAUUAUGAUGCAAUUUCAGUGAAGACGAUGGGAGCAGAAGACUCUCUGGCUGUUCAGGCUCUUGAAGCUCUUGUCAACAGCAUAUGGGCAUACCACGCUAUCGAUAGCAGCAAACAGACCCUUAUAACGAGCUUUUUGGCCACAGCUCCCGCUCAACGUGUGAAUCUCUUGCUACUGGUUACUUGCUAUCGAGACCAGGUCCUCCGCAGCUUUAUCAGCCGUGAGAGAAUAAGCGCUCUCUUCACAAAAACAAUUGCUCUCUUCUAUUCUAUGCCCCAGCCAAGCGGUCAAUUGAUGGCUGACAUGAAUAUAAUUGUCAGCCAGGCAAGAGACUUGGGCUUCCUAGCAGAUCAUAUAUGA